AUGACGUCUCCUUUACCGCCCUGCCCGGAAACUGGGGGAGGGCGGGUGCUAGGAGACGGGACGGAGGCCUGCGUGGAUUCCCUCGCGGCCUUGUCUCUUUCUCCAGACUUCCUCUUCAAAUUCCUCGUGAUCGGCAGCGCUGGGACGGGGAAGUCUUGCCUGCUCCACCAGUUCAUAGAGAACAAAUUCAAGCAGGAUUCCAACCACACCAUCGGAGUGGAGUUCGGAUCGAAGGUGGUGAAUGUGGGCGGCAAGACGGUGAAGCUCCAGAUCUGGGACACGGCCGGGCAGGAGCGCUUUAGGUCAGUAACGAGGAGCUACUAUCGGGGAGCAGCCGGUGCCCUCUUAGUCUAUGACAUCACCAGCAGAGAGACGUACAACGCCUUGACCAACUGGCUGACCGACGCCCGCACCUUGGCCAGCCCCAACAUCGUCAUCAUCCUCUGCGGGAACAAGAAGGACCUGGACGCCGACCGGGAAGUCACGUUCCUGGAGGCCUCGCGGUUUGCUCAGGAGAACGAGCUGAUGUUCCUCGAGACCAGUGCCUUGACCGGCGAGAACGUGGAGGAAGCCUUCUUGAAAUGUGCCCGGACCAUCCUGAACAAGAUCGAGUCAGGUGAGCUGGACCCCGAGAGGAUGGGCUCAGGCAUCCAGUACGGGGACGCCUCCUUGCUGGGGAAGCAUUGGGGGGGCAAAUCAGACUCUCUUCCCCCCCCCAUUGGUGCCCCUUCUCUCCUCCACAGGUGA
Gekko japonicus is the source of this 747-nucleotide messenger RNA. It is a transcript of the gene RAB4B, whose product is annotated as RAB4B, member RAS oncogene family. Gene Ontology annotation, biological process: regulation of endocytosis; Rab protein signal transduction. The transcript has 7 exons. Gene Ontology annotation, molecular function: GTPase activity; GTP binding. Gene Ontology annotation, cellular component: endosome. The record is from RefSeq and is a predicted model, not a curated record. The coding region runs from base 1 to 747 and encodes 248 amino acids. NCBI's taxonomy places the organism in Eukaryota, Metazoa, Chordata, Lepidosauria, Squamata, Gekkonidae.